Syzygium oleosum is the source of this 1544-nucleotide messenger RNA. RefSeq lists its product as uncharacterized. Lineage: Eukaryota; Viridiplantae; Streptophyta; Magnoliopsida; Myrtales; Myrtaceae. The record is from RefSeq and is a predicted model, not a curated record. The transcript is spliced from 4 exons. The coding region runs from base 300 to 1217 and encodes 305 amino acids.
GAGAGCAUAGAAUGAAAGGAUCUAAUUGCAAAAGAGAAAAAUCCAGACACCCAAUUGUGUAAUUGUUGAAAGUUGGAUAAGCUGGAGAGGAGAGGAGAGGGGGAGCGCACCGCCGUUAUCGGGGAGAUUCGGUGAUCGGCCGCCGUCCGUUCCGUUUCGAUGCCGAGACGGAUUUGUUAUUACGGGAUGAGAGCGUGUGCGUGCUUACGACAGUUUGUGCUUUAUUGUCGUACUCCGUUUUGAGUGUCUCGUGUAUCGUAGACACGGAGAGUAACGAGCAGACAUUGAGACGGGACACGAUGAGGCCAGAGGAAGAAGAAGCAGCAGCAGCAGAGACCCUAGUGGAGGCCGCGAUGAGGGUCCUGAGCACGCCCGACCCCUUCGACAAGGCCCGGCUCGGCGACUCGGUCGCCACCCGGUGGCUCCACGGCGCCAUCCCCCGACCCUACGACCCUUCCGCCCACCUCACCGUGCCGGACCGACCCGCCAGGCUCGCCGAUGUUAAGCUUGUGUCGCCCGGGCUCAUGCCCAAGCUCGGGAAAGCGGGCAGCUUGCAGAGCAGGCAGGCCAUCGUGCACAGUAUGGCGCACACCGAGAGCUGGGCUAUUGACUUGUCCUGGGAUAUAAUUGCUUGCUUUGGUAAGCAAGAGUCAAUGCCAAGAGAGUUCUUCACCGAUUUCGUGAAAGUGGCCCAAGAUGAAGGUCGACACUUUACCCUCCUUGCAUCUAGGCUGGAGGAAUUGGGUUCCUUUUAUGGCGCAUUGCCUGCCCAUGAUGGCCUUUGGGACUCUGCCACUGCUACUUCCAAGGAUCUGUUGGCCCGUCUAGCCGUUGAACACUGUGUCCAUGAGGCUAGAGGACUUGAUGUAAUGCCGACCACAAUAUCACGUUUCCGCAGCGGAGGUGAUGAUAAAACAGCUGAUUUGCUGGAAAAUGUUGUUUAUCCCGAAGAAAUCACACACUGUGCUGCUGGAGUUAGAUGGUUCAAGUUUCUUUGUUUGAGGUCGCGCAAUUCGCCCAUUAGAGAGAUUGAGGUGGGAAAAGGGGAAAUGGGAUACGAGGAGGAUGCUGAAGUCGUUCAGAAGUUUCACGAGAUAGUAAGGAAUCACUUCAGGGGACCAUUGAAACCGCCUUUUAACAAGGAUGCAAGGAAAGCGGCAGGGUUCGGUCCUAAAUGGUAUGAGCCUCUUGCCUUCAAAGGGGCCAGCCAAGAAUGACUGCAAUCGUGCUACUCCUGUGGGCUGUAGUUCUAUAUGUGACUAUAUGUAACAGCUUCAGAUUAUUCCUCCUCUUGAACCUUUUUUCGUCCUUAAAGACUGGCAGAGUCCUCACAAUUGACAAACAUGAAUUACAAUUUUGCAAUGGGUUUUUUUUUUUAUGGCUUAGGCUGUAAUGGAAAAUGUCAUCGUGUUAGAUACAAUUACUUUUUGGAUUCGACGAUGUUUUGGUUUAGCAGAUUUAAAGACUUUCAGCUAGAGCAACUAGAGGAACUGUCGGGGCAUUAUGUAUAUCUGCUUUCAUGGAAUUGCAUUUGCUUUUAGUAA